UUUCCGUUCUAAACAAUUACGGUCACGGGGUGCAUCGUUCGCGGUCGGUUACGAGGUGAUUUUGAUUUAAGGAGUAGAGAAAUCGUUGCGAAUAUUUUCUUUAGAUUUAAUAAAAAAAAAAAAAGAUUACUUCUAUAAUUUAGUCGUUGAUAAGGAUAAGAGAGAAAAAUAAAAAAAAAGGGGAAAAAAAAAGAAGAAAAAGAAAAAUAAGUAACGUAGAAGGAGAAGUUUUAUCGUAUUACGUUAUCGGAGUUAAAACUACGUUUUCUUUUCACGUAAGCUGAUGUCUUUCGUCAGCUCGUAUGAUAGCAUCCUAGUGGCGAAAUAAAAAAGCAACGACCGUACGGGAGGUAGCUGGCCAUCUUGGAAAACAGAUAUGGUUGUAUCGAGAGAAACGUCAACAGAAUUGUGUUUACUUCGUACGAUACAUGCCGCGAGAGGUGUCUUAGUUUAAUUACAUUUAUAAUAGACUUAGCUUAAUCGCACGGAAGUGAGACCGACACGGUGGCGUAUCUGACACGCGGACGUUAUCGCAAAAGGUGCGUAAUUUUGCUUCCGAAGGAUGAAUCGAGGUGACGGAUUGGUGCAGAGAAGACGAGUGGUUAACAGUAGCAGCAGCAGCAGUGGAUUCGGCCAGGAUGGUUCCAAUGAACUUGGUCAUAAUGACAAGUUGUCUGGUAACAGUAUGGACACCGAUUGUUCAUCUCAAAAAGAUUUAAAUUCUAAUCCUACGAUAGACGAUGAUUCUGAUAAAGAAACCAGAUUGACUCUUAUGGAAGAGGUUUUACUCCUUGGUCUUAAGGACAAGGAGGGUUAUACUUCGUUUUGGAACGAUUGCAUAAGCUCAGGCCUACGUGGAUGUAUCUUGGCCGAACUUGGAUUUCGUGGUCGUGUAGAAUUAGAAAAAGCUGGAAUGCGUAAGAAAGGAUUAUUAUCAAGGAAAUUACUCUUAAAGAAUGACGCACCUACUGGAGACGUAUUGCUGGAUGAAGCUUUGAAACAUUUAAAAGAUACAGAUCCUCCAGAGACAGUACCAAGUUGGAUAGAAUAUUUAAGUGGUGAAACGUGGAAUCCUUUGAAGCUACGUUAUCAGUUAAAAAAUGUUAGAGAGAGAUUAGCUAAAAAUCUUGUAGAAAAGGGUGUAUUAACUACAGAAAAACAAAACUUCUUACUCUUUGAUAUGACAACUCAUCCUCUUACUGAUAACCUUGCCAAAAGUCGUCUUGUUAAAAAGAUUCAGGAGGCUGUGUUAGGUCGUUGGGUAAAUGAUGCAGGUCGUAUGGAUAGGCGGACGUUAGCAUUAGUGAUCCUAGCCCAUGCGGCUGAUGUAUUAGAGAAUGCAUUUGCACCUCUUUGCGAUGACGAUUACGAAGUAGCAAUGCGCCGAGUUCGAACUUUAUUGGAUCUAGAUUUUGAAGCUGAAGCUGCUAAACCUAAUGCCAAUCCUGUAUUAUGGGCUGUAUUUGCCGCAUUCACUAAGUAACACAGUUUUCAUAAAUUAAAAGUGUAACUUAUGAACGUUGGAUAAUAGUGUGAACAGUGGGAUUACCAAUUUUGCAUGUAUUUCAGUUGUAUACUUAAAAGAAAUAGUUACAAGAUCAUUGUUACGAUCAUAUGAUUCAGACCAAAUAACAUAUAGUUGACUGCAUGAAAAGCAGCGUUAGGAUAUAUUAAUCAUUUUCAUUAUUAUUUAAUAUCUUUGAUAACUGAACUGUAUAUAAGUUCAGAUUGGUGACAUCGUAAAGUAACGAAAUUCCGUGUGUGAAUGUGCACUUCGAGUGUGAUUUAGUGCCAUGUAGGGUUUGAUAAAAAAAAUUCUCAUCGUACAGAAUUUUAUGAAAUAUUUAUUAUCUGCAUCUGUAUAGAAUCCUUCACGUAUAUUUAUAGAUACAGCCUUAUACGGUAAACUGUAUCUCUCAUGUUAUUUGCUACAUCAUUGAUGACUGUUGCUUAAAAAUAAAAGACAAUAUAAGAGGCAGUAUAGCAAAUUGGAAAUAUUAUAACAUUAUGUUCUAAUCGCUAGUGCCCCUCCCUACGGGCGUCUAUAUUGCAUUUGGAUAUAUCUUAUAAUGACAUUCUUUUCAAAUUGAAGCACAGAUUGAUAAGAUUCACUGGGUGGCAGUAAAGCAAUUAAUUUUUUACUUGUAUGACCUGCAUUAUAGAAUUUUAUAAAAAAUAUUCCUUUCGAUGCUUUAAAUAUUUUAUAUAUUUCGCAUUAUCAAUAAUUUUUUUGUAAUAUAUUUAAUGGAAUACUUCCUUUAUAUUUGAAUUUUAUAGAGAAAGCACAAAUACAUAAACAUUGAUCUAUUUACUUUCAUGAAAAAUAUAAAUGCUAAUAAUUGCAAUAUUAAUAUUAUCAUUCUUAGAGAUAAUAAUUAUUAACAAAUAUUGACAUAUAUAUUGCUCCUUUUAGCUGUAGAAAAAAAUUUCAUUAUGAUGCUUAUAUAUAUAUAUAAAAAAAAAAUAACAUUAUAUAAAAUUAUUAAACAUGGGCUUUAUUGGUUAAACUAAUAAUUUCAAAAUAAGACAUGAUUUAGUUACCUAUAUAUCUAUCAAGAAUAUACAAGGCAUUCGAUUUAUACGUUUCGUACAUUUUAAAUUAUUAUUAAGUUAAUUGUUGCUAUUUGAGUAUUAAUUUUAAUAAGUAUUUAGUAAAAUUGUAAUAUUAUUGUCAUAUAGUUUUCUUUUUCUUUUUCUUUUUUUUUUAAUGCAGGUUGAAAAAAAUUACACAAGUAUUUUAGUAAUCAUACUUAUUUUUAUGUAUUUUUAAAUGUAGUUAAGUCUUUUUUGUCUUCAUUAGAUUAUAAUAUUUUAUUACAUAGCUGUCCAUUUGACAGAAUGCAGAUAUCUAUUAUAAUUUAAUGUAAUAUAAUAUUCUGCCUAUAUAUAUUUUAAAUGGUAGUAGCUUGCUGGUCAAGCAGAUGUAACAGGUAUUAGCUGGACAAGGCAUUUAUUUUUGUUACAUUGUUACUAGUGGAUUUCUUUGCUUGUGACACUUCUAUAAAUUAUAGGUAGUUCUUUUUUCUUUUGAAAUAACGUUCUUUUCAAUAUUAAUGCUAAAGUAAAAUGAUUUAGAUUAAUAUA
Messenger RNA from Vespa velutina, 3084 nucleotides. It is a transcript of the gene sau, whose product is annotated as Golgi phosphoprotein 3 homolog sauron. Gene Ontology annotation, biological process: retrograde vesicle-mediated transport, Golgi to endoplasmic reticulum; Golgi to plasma membrane protein transport; Golgi vesicle budding. Gene Ontology annotation, molecular function: phosphatidylinositol-4-phosphate binding. Bases 563 to 1483 code for a protein of 306 amino acids. The record is from RefSeq and is a predicted model, not a curated record. The transcript has 4 exons. Gene Ontology annotation, cellular component: cytosol; trans-Golgi network; Golgi cisterna. Lineage: Eukaryota; Metazoa; Arthropoda; Insecta; Hymenoptera; Vespidae.